Penaeus monodon (black tiger shrimp) is the source of this 693-nucleotide messenger RNA. RefSeq lists its product as uncharacterized. The transcript has 3 exons. Lineage: Eukaryota; Metazoa; Arthropoda; Malacostraca; Decapoda; Penaeidae. The coding region runs from base 65 to 478 and encodes 137 amino acids. The record is from RefSeq and is a predicted model, not a curated record.
CUUCAGAAGAAAUCCUGCGAAUCUUCAAGGCGGCGUUUGAGUUCGAAAGGCACCGAAGUAAACCAUGGAGAUUCUGGCUCUGGCCUGUCUUCUCUUGACCAUCGGGAGCUCGGCAGGGUUUCCUCAAGACCAGGAGCGGGAAGCCAGGGUUUCAGCCGCCUUCCAGAAGCUCCGUUCGCCUAUCACGGAGGUUCCCUUGGCCGAGAUGUUCAAGUUGAUGACGAAUCGGAAUAAUAUUAAGUUCUACGUGGACUGCGUUACGGAGAAGGGGAGUUGUAACAGCAUCGGGAAGGCUAUGCAGAGUUUGAUCCUAGACGUUCAAGCUGGAGGCGAGAUCUGCCGAGGCUGCAGCGCCUGCGAGAUGGAACGCGUCCAGUACAUGUUGGACACACUGAGGACGGAGUACACGGACCUCGCGUGUCAGAUUCAGAACUACUUGAAGAAACCCGUGUUCGCUGGGCAAAACCCUUGCCUUUAACUCCCUUCUCUCUCUGGGAGGGAUUAGAGCACUGUGAUCGCGGAUUUCUCGCGGGAUUUGUGGAUUUUCUUUUCGUGUUUUUUGCUUUUCUCUCUCUCUCUUUUUUUCUUAAUUGGAGUUAUUGGGCUUCGAUGAAAUGUAAAGGAUUUUUUUCUUUUCUUUUCUUUGUGCAAAUUUCUGUGCCUCGUGUUUGAAGAAUAAAUUUGGCUUUGAAU